Molecule: messenger RNA, 597 nt
Organism: Ogataea angusta
Lineage: Eukaryota; Fungi; Ascomycota; Pichiomycetes; Pichiales; Pichiaceae
Exons: 1
Coding region: 1-597 (198 amino acids)
Source: RefSeq, a predicted model, not a curated record
AUGCUUACUCUUUAUCAUCUUCCUUACGCUGAAGGAUACGGUGCCAACGCGCGCAAGAUUGCAAUUCUCCUCAAUGAGCUUGAGCUUAAUUGGAAGGGCGAAGCUGUUCCAAGGGACACUGUUCGUACUUCGCCUGAGUACGUACUUCUCCAUCCCGACCGUAAAGUUCCUGUUCUGAAGGACGGUGAAACCAUUGUGAUCGAGUCUGCCGCAAUUCUGCAGUAUUUGGCUGAGGUUUACGGCUCAGGCAAAUACCUCGAGUCGAAAUACGACACUCUGGCGUGGGUUUCCUUGCAGAAUGGCUUGUCAUCGGCGGUUGCCUCGCUGUUCCAUGCUGAAGACGAGUCGCAAAAGACAAAGGCAAUCAAUAACGCUAGACACUACUUGGGACUUUUGGAUGACAAGCUAGCAUCCCCCAAGAGCGGAUACAUACUCGACUCGGGAUACUCAAUUGCAGAUAUUGCAUGGAUUGCGUUUGUUGACGAAAGACGCAAGGAGAGACUUCGCCUUGAAAGCUGGGAGCAAUUCCCGAAUAUUGCCAAAUGGCAGAAAAAGGUCCUUACACGUCCUGCUGUCGCUAAGGCAUACGAGGAGUAA